CGCGCUGCUGGGCGCAGAGCGCCAGUCUCCGCCUUGCAGCUCCGAGUGUGCCCGCUGCGCCGCCGCUGUCCGUGCUUGCCGCUACCUUAGCGCCGCCGCCACCGCCACCGCCACCAUGCCCAACUUCGCCGGCACCUGGAAAAUGCGUAGCAGCGAGAAUUUCGACGAGCUCCUCAAGGCACUGGGUGUGAACGCCAUGCUGAGGAAGGUGGCCGUGGCUGCCGCGUCCAAGCCGCACGUGGAGAUCCGCCAGGAUGGGGAUCAGUUCUACAUCAAGACUUCCACCACGGUGCGCACCACUGAGAUCAACUUCAAGGUCGGAGAAGGCUUCGAGGAGGAAACUGUGGACGGACGCAAGUGCAGGAGUUUAGCCACUUGGGAGAACGAGAACAAAAUCCACUGCACGCAAACUCUGCUUGAGGGGGAUGGCCCCAAAACCUACUGGACCCGCGAGCUGGCCAACGACGAGCUCAUCCUGACAUUCGGCGCCGAUGAUGUGGUCUGCACAAGAAUUUAUGUCCGGGAGUGAAGGCAGCCAACUUGUUCCCACUUUUGGGACAGGAUGCAGGUUUCCCCAAGGAAUAUGUCAUAGGUCUGAGUUGCCAGUGGGCCACCCUCCCCCCAUCAACAUUAGGUGAUCCCAUUUUCCCUGUGACAAUGUUGUAGUGUUCCCCUCAAGGUCUCUGUGCCUCUUGUACCCCUGGUGCUCUGUAGUUUGGCAAUGCAUGGUUGCAUCAGUCAUUAAACUAGUUGGAC
Molecule: messenger RNA, 756 nt
Organism: Urocitellus parryii (Arctic ground squirrel)
Lineage: Eukaryota; Metazoa; Chordata; Mammalia; Rodentia; Sciuridae
Gene: Crabp1
Product: cellular retinoic acid binding protein 1
Molecular function (GO): lipid binding
Source: RefSeq, a predicted model, not a curated record